AUGGAGCCCAUCCGUCUCGGCAUCAUAGGCUAUGGCUUCUCCACCAAAUGCUUCCAUCUACCAUUCAUCAAUGCAUUGUCGGAUUUCAAGGUGGUCGCUUUCUUUCAACGAACGGAGGCACCGAAGGACUCCAAGAGCGCAGCACUCGGUUCACAUUGCACUGUCGACUAUCCCGACAUCAAGCACUAUCGGAAUGCCGAUGAAUUCUUCGCCGACAAGGACAUCGAUGUGGUGAUUGUGUGCAGCAAGCAGGAUACCCAUGCAGAAUAUGCCGAGAAGGCCAUGAAUGCUGGAAAGCAUGUGGUUGUGGAGAAGCCGUUCACCAGAACGACAGAAGAGGCCAACCAUCUCAUCGCGCUGGCAGAGAAAACCGGAAAGAUCUUGACAGUGUUCCAAAAUCGAAGAUGGGACAACGAUUUUCUGACCCUCCGACACUUGGUCGACAAAGACGCCUUCGGAACCAUCAAGGAAUGCGAGAUACACUACGAUGUCGACUUCCCUUUUUGGAUGAGAGGGAUGAACAAGAAGGAGUACGUGCCGGGAGACGGCAUGACUUUCGGUCUCGGAAGCCACACGUUCGAUCAAGCACUGCUGCUCUUCGGGCGGCCCAAGUCCGUGACGGGGUUCCUGCGCGUGCUCCGCGGCGUCGACAGCGAGAUCGAGGACAGUUUCACGGCCAUCCUGCAGUAUGACGGGGAGCAGAAGGACCUGCUGGUCACGGUAAAGACGAUGGUCGUGUCGCCGAUGAAGGACCAGCUGAAGUAUUUUGUCCGGGGGACGAAGGGGUCGUUUGUCAAGCACGGGACAUGCAUCCAAGAAGCACAGAUCCUCGCCGAGCCCUCGCUGCCCACGACGCACCCGGACUUCGGCCGGGAGCCGCCGCACCUGUACGGCCUGCUGACGACCAAGGGCGACCACGCCUUCGACCCGGCCCACCAGGUCCACGAGCCCGACGCGAAGCUGUUCGUUGGCCGCUACCCCACCAUCCCGGGCCACUGGGUGGGCUUCUACGAGAAUCUGCGCGAUGCCGUGCGCGGUACCGCCCCCGUCGCCGUCAAGCCCGAGCAGUCCCGCGACGGCAUCCGCCUGAUCGAGCUGGUCCGCGAGAGCAGUCUCAAGGGCCAGGCUGUCGAGUGGCAUUGA
Molecule: messenger RNA, 1143 nt
Organism: Fonsecaea erecta
Lineage: Eukaryota; Fungi; Ascomycota; Eurotiomycetes; Chaetothyriales; Herpotrichiellaceae
Exons: 5
Coding region: 1-1143 (380 amino acids)
Molecular function (GO): nucleotide binding
Source: RefSeq, a predicted model, not a curated record